GAAUCUUCAGAGGAGUUUCACGAAGAUUGCAUUACGUCUACGAUUAGGCGUAGUGCAGAUCGCAUGUUUUGGAGAUGUUUUUCUUGGAUUGAUUUGGUUAAACACAUGCCAGAAAAAUUGAAAAACGUUAACUUUCAAGAGGAUAACGCGCCUGUUCGCACCGCGAAAUUUUCAUGUUUCUUUCUCACCUCCUCAAACUUAGAGCUGCUCCCCUGGUUGGCCCAAAGUCCUGCUCUUAACCCUAUUGAGAAUAUUUGGUCAUUUAUUGAGGUUAAGCCCUCAAGAAUUGUGCAAUUGGAAAGGUGGGUUAAAGAGGAAUGGGAUGCGAUACCGGAGAAUUAUUAUCGAAAUUUAAUUAAAUCUAUACCACGGAGAGUUCAAGCUGUUAUUGCAGCGAAUGAGGGUCAAACGAAAUACUAG
Molecule: messenger RNA, 420 nt
Organism: Ambispora gerdemannii
Lineage: Eukaryota; Fungi; Glomeromycota; Glomeromycetes; Archaeosporales; Ambisporaceae
Source: the annotation of a GenBank genome assembly